AACUGCCAGCAACGUCAUUGUGUUAUAAGCGUGAAGUUUCACCCUUUGGUUUCAUUAUCGGAGGAAAACGUGAACAAGAUGAAACUGAUAGUAAGUGUUGUUACCGUCUACAACGUUCUGACUCUGGGUUACUGUCAGGGAAAUCUGUUGAGUCAAGCUGUUCUUACAAAGAAUACCCCAACGUCGCGAACGUUUGUCUGUACGUGUUCCGACGCUGCCAGCUGCACUGCAGACAAGUGGAAGGACCUUCUAGCUGAGUGUCGGCAGAUGUUGGAGAACAUCGACCAUCAGACAACGUCAGAAAACGCACAAGAGACAACCACGCCUGCAGAGGAGACAACGACUCCGACCACCACAGGUCCUGUAUAUAGAGGUUGCUACCAUGAUGACAGAAAUCGUGUCCUUCCUCACGAAUACAUGCUAAACAUCACAAGCAUGACGAUUGACAUGUGUCGAUUUCACUGCACCCAGUAUGGAUACUCCUUCUUCGGACUUUCGGUGGGAACGGAAUGUUACUGCGGUAACAUGAUCAAGAGUGGCUUCAAGAAGGUGCCCGACAACGAGUGCAACUAUCCCUGCGCAGGGGACAACACCGAGAUGUGUGGAGGACCGUGGAGGAUGACCAUAUAUCAGGUUGUUUGACGGUUCUGUAUAUGUGCCUCAGAAAUUAAAGGCAAGAGACGGAACUGGGGAACUUUCCGUGAAACAUUUGCAUAAAUGUGCUUGAAGUUGACUUUGCUGAUCGGUUCAUUACAAGAGUUAUAAACUCACGGGGGAAAGAAACGUCACCUCGAUUUUUUUAACACAAAACAAUAAACUCACAUUAUGGAAAUUUAACAAUCAUUUGUGGAAGAUUAAUGGAUUUACAACAUUCUGAAUGAUGAAAGUGUGAACUACAGAUAUGAAUAAUCACUUACUGUACGAUAAAAGAUUUAAAAAAUCGUGAAGUUUCUUUCACCCGUUUAGUAGCCAUGGUGUGAUCCACAUAUGAAUAACGUAACAUUAAUACUCAUUACACACACAACCUUAUAAUGACCAGAUACACUUCAAUAUAGUCUGUGUUGCACCCUGAUAUUGUUAUGUGUGAAGACAAGAUACGCUCACUCACUGUUCCGUGUGGUACACCCUGUCAUUGUUAUGUGUGAAGACAAGAUACCGUCACCCACUGUGCCGUGUGUUACACCCUGAUAUUGUUAUGUGUGAAGACAAGAUACCGCCGCUCAAUGUGCCGUGUGUUACA
Molecule: messenger RNA, 1240 nt
Organism: Haliotis rubra (blacklip abalone)
Lineage: Eukaryota; Metazoa; Mollusca; Gastropoda; Lepetellida; Haliotidae
Product: putative fungistatic metabolite
Exons: 4
Coding region: 79-642 (187 amino acids)
Cellular component (GO): plasma membrane
Source: RefSeq, a predicted model, not a curated record